Pichia kudriavzevii is the source of this 519-nucleotide messenger RNA. RefSeq lists its product as uncharacterized. The transcript has a single exon. Lineage: Eukaryota; Fungi; Ascomycota; Pichiomycetes; Pichiales; Pichiaceae. The record is from RefSeq and is a predicted model, not a curated record. Gene Ontology annotation, biological process: protein targeting to ER. Gene Ontology annotation, cellular component: membrane; signal peptidase complex. Bases 1 to 519 code for a protein of 172 amino acids.
AUGGAAUUCAAGAAGGUGCCUCUAUACUCGGUACCUGCGCUUAAGGGUGAAUGUGAUGUUCAUAUUGCUGAUGUGUUUGGGUCUCUUGGGUAUGAAGAAUCAUUUGGGCUAAUGGAUACCAAACUGAUUAUCGGAUACACAUCAGUUGCAAUAGCUGGACUGAUGUAUUAUCUAGAAAAGCAAUAUAAAAAUGACUUUACAAACGCAGAGUACGUGUAUUAUUUGCAAAUUUUAGUUGGCUUCUUUUUUACAUUGCAAGGCAUCUUGUACCUAUUUUCCAAAUUCAUUGAAAGAGACAUCAAGUACAGGGGAACAAAGAAGGGGAAGACCGUUACGGUUAGUACAUCAACAAAAUCCAAAACGAAUGUGAAUUACAAAAUGGACAUCGAGAUUGACCAUAAGCACCAUGAGUGUGUUUUCCCGCUAAACGAAGUUUUCUUUGAUGAUGGCUACUUAAGUAUGGAUGCAUUCAAGGAAAAGAUAGUUACAUUUGUCGGAUCCAUCGAUAAAUCAAAAUAG